AUGUAUCUCUUACUGCGCGACCGAAUAAGGGCAGAGGAGGAUCUCGCACGUGGGCAUCGCUGCUCCGUUCCUGCGCACGAUCGCAACGGUGGCAGCAGUGUUAAAGAUGACGCGGGGGGAGGGGGAGUACGACCGAGCGAGGAGGCGCGGAGGAGGCUGACGCACGUGGGGCUGGCGGGCGCGCAGUGUUGGGGGCUGAGGCGCGCGGGCAGCUGCCGGCAGGAGGCGCCAGAUGGCGGGUCGCAGCGCGGAGCACCUGGCGCGCGCCGCCCGCCCCACCACGCAGCUGCCGCUUUGGACCUCGAGCGGCGGCCGGCCCGCGCGCCCGCACGCCAAAAAUGCGCCCCCCUCACCCCCCCCCACCGACUGCUCAUGAAACGCGACCGACGGGGUUCUAACCAACAGCCAGCACAGCCGCUGUCUUUAAAAAAAAAAAUUGUUAUUGUUGAUGUUUCACGAGAUCAAUUUAUAACUUUUCUCACGUCUUUUGUUGAUUAUAGUAGAGCUGGAAGUUCAUGGAAGUGCAUUGGAGGGGUGACUGCAGAGCUUCAAUUACCAGAAAGGUCUUACAACUUAAACAAGGUACACAACUUAAACAAGCGACAAGGCAAUAUUCAGGUGUAUAUACCAACUAACACUUUACCUAAUAAACAAAUACUCUACAUCUGGUUGGAGUACAAGCGAAGUAAUGCAUCAGAUCUAAGAAGAAAGCAGAGUUUUGCAAGUUAA
This is a messenger RNA of Gryllus bimaculatus (two-spotted cricket), 729 nucleotides long. NCBI's taxonomy places the organism in Eukaryota, Metazoa, Arthropoda, Insecta, Orthoptera, Gryllidae. The record is from the annotation of a GenBank genome assembly.